CCAAGCCCAGACCUGCUAACCUGUUUCUCGUGUGUAGGUCGCGUCAACGUCCGACGAAUGGCACCUUAACCUUCCGCCGGCCGUCGACGACUCCUUCCAGCCAGUCUCUCAACCAAGCGCCUUCGACAGAGCCGGUCCAGCAGCUGGCAACCGUGACGGAUGCAUCGCCUGCACGUCAGACAUACACGCGAGACCAGCUACUGGACAUUUUCAAUAACGCCCCCGAAAUCGACGUAUCCCACCUAUUCAUGCCAGGAUGGAGCCCGGGGCAACUCAAUGGAAACAGCGGUGGUACGCGGGGCUGGGGAAAUCGUAUUGACUCGCAUGCCCCUCUGCCUCAACAGCCGGAUGUCUGCUGGGAUGCCACUGGAUCAUCUACGGCGAGCAUUCUGCGAGAGCUGACCUCGGAAGAGAAGGAUCGCUUCUCAUCCGAUGUCAAUUCUCCUGUGAAGCCCCCGCCGCUACAGAACAAGGAUGGGAAUCAUGUGGCUGGAGCACUGAACGGACGUAAGACAUCCGUGUCCCACGGAGCACCUAACAACUUCUCACUUGCGUCGCCGUCGUCUGCCUCUAGGCCAGGCACGCGCCGACGAGAGACAACGGACACCAACCCGUACUCGGGAGGUGGCGGAUUGACGUCUCCCACGGCGACCACUCCCUCAUCUUCAUGGUUUGGCAGGAAGCACGCCGAGGUCAAGGAAACCAUGUUCGAGGAACCCGAAGAGAACCCCAAUCUGCGCGAGGGAAAUCAACUUAGGACCACUGCCAACCCCUUCGGUGGUCUGAUUCGAAGCAAUACCACCUCAGGUAACUCGGCGAUUGGAGCCACAGCAUCUCUGUGGGGCCAGCCUACCGGUGCAACGUCAUCCAUUGCGGGCAUAGGCAGCUUCGGAAACUUCGCAAUCCCCAGCUCUUCUGCCAUUGGUGAGAAGCGACCUGGUAACACUCGAGGCGAAUCACGCUUGGCGCAUUUGAUACCAAAGGACAGUUCCGACAACAUGGCGGCUAGAGCGAACGAGACUUCGGCUGCUUCCUGGCGCGCUGCAGGACGUCCUCGUACCGACACGGAUCCUUUCGGCGGCGAGGAAAGUUUGUCUGGUAGUGCCGUCUUAGGUGGUGCUCAAGACACCAGUCCGCCUUCCAUGUCUCACCAAUCCCAGCGGAAUCAGGCCUUCGACACGCCGGUGAAGGGGUCCGCUGGUGAUUUCGGCAUGGCCGGUCUAAACCUGCUUAACCAGCCGACUGAACAGGACAACCAACCGUUGAGCCCCUCUGAAACGAAUCCAUACGCGAGUCCCCCAGGCGAGCGAGGUGAAGGAGGAGACGAGGCAGCAGAUCGAUCGCAUGGGCACGGAUUUGGUGGUACUGAUCAUGCGCCUGGCUUCGGUGGUGGUGUGUUUCCUCGACCACUUGGCCCAGGUGGCUUUGAUGGCAGUGACCGCAGCCAAACUUCGAGCGUUGGGCCCAGGGCGUAUCCAUCUAUUGGUAACGGCAACUUGUCGGGCUGGCCCACCUCGGCCACCCCUGAUCGAGAGCGGUCAGGUAACCUUUUCGGCGGUGCUUUUGGUAGCUCUCUCUUUGGCGGAGAUGUUCACUCGCCUUCGCUCAGCCACUUUGGUGGCGUCUUUGGUCCUCCUGGAACUACGGGUCUCGCUCCUUCUGGUUCUAUAGGCCGUGGUAGCAGACUCGGUUCCCUAUUCCCUCCUGCUAUGCAGGCCCAGAUGCAGGGUCACGAAACUGAGAGCCUUUCUGACUCCAGCCACGAUCUCCGUCAAACCAACCCUCUCGGUGCCAUAGGACGAAACACUUUUGGUGAUCACACUCGCGAUACUGGCAGCCCCAUGAGGGGUGGCAGAGGCAUGUUCGACGAAUUAAUCGCCGCUGCAUCGCGCCCUCCCGCUACCUCCGAGUCAACACAUGGCGGCAUCACUACCACCUCUCAGGCUCAGGACUUCCCUCAAAGCAGCGGAACUCCAUUCAAUGGAACCCAGUCUUCUGAUCCGCAGGCUCGAACUAUGGUGAUGCCCGAUCGAAUGAGAUGGGUUUACUUGGAUCCCGUUGGUCGGCAGCAAGGUCCCUUCACUGGUCUCGAGAUGAACGAUUGGUACAAGGCAAACUUCUUCAGCCCCGAUCUCCGUGUGAAGAAAGUCGAAGACUCGGAGUUUGAGCCUCUUGGCCAGUUGAUAAGGCGUAUUGGCAAUUCGCGCGAACCCUUCCUUGUCCCCCAAAUCGGAAUUCCUCAUGGCCCGCCAGCACAAACAGGUCCUUUCUCUCCCAAUGCCAGCGGGGCUGUUCAACCGCCUUUGGUUGGCGCGUUCCCGAGCUUUGGUCGGACUCUCACUGCACAAGAGCAAAAUGACCUGGAGCGACGCAAGCAGGAGGAGCAGUAUCUUAUGGCUCAGCAACGCGAUUUACUCUCCAACCAGCGAAUGGCAAGGAUCAGCCAUCCCGGCCUGCAUCAUGCUUCUAGUGCCCACAGUCUGCAGAGCCAGCCCAGCUUUGGUAGCAUGACUUCGCCCAUCACUAUGCCACCCCAGGCGCCCAUCGGUCCUAUCGGCGGGGCUGCUCCUUUUUUCGGUGGGCACCCCCCCAACCACCAGCCAGCCGGUCAGGGGAGUGGCUUCGACAUGCUCCGAGAGGAUGAGUUUGCGCGUCUGUCUGAUCAGGAGCGACAGGUACUGACCGGCGUAUUGGGACCGGGGGCACCGGCCCCAAGUCAUUCUCAGGCACCUAUUGGGGCUCCGUCGUCAGACCUGAGCUUUCGCAGCCGCCUCCCAGGCACCGAGGAACUCGUUGAAGACUCGGAGGGAUUUCGUGGCCGUCUCCAGGAGUUCGAACAGAUCCGGGCACAGCGUGAUGCCCAGUUGGAUCAGUCACGAUUCGGGCUUCAGGGGAAGUCAGCUGAGCAGAGUCCUCCACCCACGUCAAGUCCGACUGCUCACCACACCGGGGAGCAAUCUGCCACCGAGGAAACGUUGAGACAAACAGACGACGACAGCGAGUCUGUGGAGGAGAGCGACACAGGCUCUUUGAACCGACAGAUCCAACAAGCUCAAGCCCAGGCCGCUGCAGCAGCCAAAAUAAGCGGUUUGCCCCUGCCCUUCCCGCCACCCCAGUCAUCGACCCCGUUACCGGCGCCUGCACCGCAGCGGGUCAAGUCCAAUCUGCCGGAGCAGUAUGCCACUAGCUCCCGAUCCGAGACUCCCGAAAUCACCCCAUCGUCCUCAUCAGCCACCCACCCGCCACCUCUGGCCCCAUGGGCUGAAAAGGCGGUAGGGUCGCGCCGUGGCCCCACACUCAAGGAGAUCCAGGAAGCAGAGGCCAAGAAGGCUGCCAAGGCCGAGGAGCAGGCUGCUGCUGUGCGUCGCGCAAUGGCCGAUCAAGAAGCCGCUCGCGAGCGUGAGAAGGCGGCAGCAAUUGCGAGCGGGCUGCCCACAACUAGCACCUGGGGUACUGCUAGCCCGGUUGGCAGUAGUGCCAGUCCUUGGGCGAAGCCGGCCGCUCCCGGAAUCGCAGCGCCGAAAGUUCCCGUACCAGCCGCUGACAAGAAGAAGACACUAGCCGACAUUCAGCGCGAGGAGGAAGCAAGAAAAUUGAAGGCGGACAAGGCGAAGCAAAUGGCUGCACAGUUACCUGGUACCCCGUCUGCUGCAGGUCUGGGCAAGCGAUAUGCCGACUUGGCCAGCAAACCCAACGCUCCAGGUUUCCCUACGCCAGCUCCGGCGGUUGCUGGCGUCCCAGCUGCUUCUGCUGCCGCUACUACAGUGGCGGCGGUUCCUCCUCCCGGCUGGUCGACAGUUGGCGCCGGCGGCAAGGCCAAGGUUAAGAUUCCAACUGGACCAGCAGCGGCUCAACCCCGAACUCCAAGCGCUGUGAAUGUCAAGCCUGUCACUUCACCUGGUCCCGUGGCCAAGCCCGCUGUUAAGACCACGGGCGUAUCAAGCUCUGAGGCUAUGGACGAAUUUAACAAGUGGGUCCAGAGUCAGCUGACACGGGGUAUCACGGGUGUUACGGACAUCAAUAUUUUCCAGCAGACUCUCAUGGAGUUGCCUGCCGAGGCGUCUAUCAUCGCAGACGCCGUGUAUGCCAACAGCAAGACCAUGGAUGGACGACAUUUCGCUGCCGAAUUUAUCCGCCGCAGAAAGUUGGCCGAGAAGGGAGUGGUUGAGAAGCAAGGGACGACCGACGUUCUGGCCCAGAGCGCCAAGGCUGGGGGCUGGAAUGAAGUCGCAAAGAAGAGCACCCACAAGGAAAAUAACGGUGGUGAAGCCGCCCUCCCUGCCGGAUUCAAGGUGGUCAACAAGAAGAAGGGCGGCAAGAAAUAGGGCCAGUCUCUACGUUGACAACGAGCAUGGUUGCGCAUUACGCUCCCUACAAGACCUGUAUUUACGAGUAGCUACAGAGCGAUCGAUGCGUGCAAUCAAGUAUGAGUAUCAGCGAUUUGUAUUA
Pseudomassariella vexata is the source of this 4449-nucleotide messenger RNA. RefSeq lists its product as uncharacterized. Gene Ontology annotation, molecular function: protein binding. NCBI's taxonomy places the organism in Eukaryota, Fungi, Ascomycota, Sordariomycetes, Amphisphaeriales, Pseudomassariaceae. The record is from RefSeq and is a predicted model, not a curated record. The transcript is spliced from 2 exons. Bases 249 to 4325 code for a protein of 1358 amino acids.